UCUCCAUGUAGUUUUUUAGACUCUCUUGUUUCAUCGGCUACAUCACAGUGCCCAUACUCUGGUUCUGGAUACAGUGUGCCGUGUGCGGGUCAGUGGAUGCGUUGUUGGAGAGCAGUCAGCGCUUGUCGGCACCAAAGAUGACUAAUGAGAGAAGACAGUUCUUGCCCGUAUCACAUAGUUUAUCUAGUCUUACUGAAGAGCUAGCGAAGGCAUGCAUGUAAUAUGCUCAUAUACUCUUAAUUGUCAUUCAGUUUUGAGAGCUACAAAGUGAGAACAAACAGAAACUGCUCUUCACAUAAGAAACAAUGAGUCAAGAAGCCAGUAGCCCACGGCGUCGGAAGUUAGGGUCUUCCUCAGAGCCUCCAGACGAUGAUAAAGUCUCAGUCAAAGCAGUGCCAAUGGACAGACUUGCAGAUUUAGUUGUAGAAUGCUUUGAUGAAGAUGGGAGCCUAGUAGAGGACUCCACCUUCCCCAAGGUAGUGUUCCGGAUGCACAAGUGGUUCACCUCAUCCAAAGAGAUUGCCGCUCAGUUCCUGGACCUAUACAAACAGUGCAAUAGCUCCCUGUGUGCCAUACCAGUAUGUACGCACAGACCGGAUGUUGCCAACUGUCAACUCAACAAGUACAAGAGAAGAAUCUGCCAUGCGCUCAGAUACUGGAUCGUUCAUUUUCCUAUGCAUUUUGACCUGGACCAGGGUCUGUCCGAGAUCAUGGGCCAGCUACAGAGCAUCAUUCAGGCCGAGGGGAACAGCCAUCUCAAGCAUGUCAUAGACAUCUCCAAUGUUCCAAGUUAUGACUGGAUGCGGGUCAUCUCAGUCCGGAACCCGUCCAUGCGGACCAAUCGGAAGGUCUCAUUGGUCUUCAAUCACCUGGAGCCACGGGAGCUAGCCAAUCACCUCACAUUCCUUGAGUACAAGAUCUUCCGGAGACUGAAUUUUGCCGAUUUGAAAAGUUACGCCCUGACUGGUCAGCUGAAAGACAACUUGAAAUUGGAGCGCUCGAUUGGCCUGUUCAAUGGUCUAUCGCUAUGGAUACAGUGCAUGAUACUCAGCAGGCACACCCCAAAACAAAGGGCAGAGGUCAUCACAAAGUUCGUAGAGGUUUCCAAGAGAUUAAGACGACUGAAUAAUUUCAACACUUUGAUGGCGGUGGUGGGAGGACUCAGUCACAGCUCGUUAGCCAGACUCAGGCAGACGCUGGCCUACGUCUCAUCAGACACUCAAAAGACGAUAUCAGAAAUGACAGAACUCCUUUCUUCAGCUUGCAACUUCAGUAACUAUCGUAAAGCCCUGCAGGAAGCAAGGGGCUUCAAAAUCCCAAUUCUAGGUGUUCAUCUUAAGGACCUGAUCCUGUUGCACACAGCCCUCCCAGACCGCGUGGAGCCAGAUGGCCAGAUCAACCUGCGCAAGAUGGCCCAGCUGGCUGUCAUCUUUGGGGAACUGAUGCAGCUACAGAACACCAAACCCCCACUGGAGACCAACAUGGAUCUGGUCAAUAUGUUGCGGGCAUCACUAGAUUUACAGUACACCGAGGAUGAGAUCUAUGAGUUGUCAUUAGCACGGGAGCCCAGAAAUUCAACAAGUGCGCCAUCUACUCCUACUAAGCCUGCAGUGUAUGCUGACUGGGCAUCUGGAGUAUGUGUCCAUCCAGAUCAAGAGACAAUCACCAAACAUGUAUCAGCCAUGGUGGAGACGGUGUUUAAGAUCUAUGACACAGAUAGGGAUGGUUACAUCACCCGUGAUGACUUCCAGGGCAUUGCCACAAACUUCCCUUUUAUGGAGUCCUUCUGCGUGCUGAAUGCAGACAGAGAGGGCCUGAUAAGUCGGAGUGAGAUGUGCUCCUACUUCAUGCGUGCCCACAGCCUAGCUCUCAGCUACACCUACAAGCACAACUUCAGCGUGCACACCUACCUGACUCCCACCUUCUGUCAGCACUGCACGGGCCUGCUCUGGGGCCUGAUCAAGCAAGGGGUCAAGUGCAAAGUCUGCGGCAUCAACGCCCACAAGCACUGCAAGGACCGACUGGUCAUCGAGUGCCGCAGCAAAAAGACCACUAGUAACGGUCUGAACGGCAUCACGUCUACCAUGCAGCGCCGGCACACACUGGAUGGGUCGGUGAAUGCCAUGAAGUCUGGCGGUCAAGCCAAUGGGGUGGUGGUCAACCGGCGCAAGCACAGCCACGAUAAAGGGCACAGUCAAAGUACUAGUCAGCUGAACAGAGUAUCAAUCUCCAAAGAUAUUGUUUGGGAGGAUCAGCAGCGGCUGAGCCAAUGCCCAAAGCAGAUGAGGCAGGUACAGCAAUCUACUCAGACCGACGAGGCAGCAGCAGCGGCAGCAGCAGCAGCAGCAGCAGCAGCAACCGGCCACCCAGAGACAGCAUCCCAAGACUCGGACAAAGACAGCGACGACCACGGUGGUAUCAUCUGCAGCGGCCGUCGUCUGAGUGAACUGAGCGAGGAUGACAGCAGUAGCAGCUUCGGGGAUCAGAACAGCGCGACGGGCAGCGAUUCCAGCGUGUUCAAGGGCAGCCCGGCCGCGGCUCCUCGGAACGGGGAGUUGAGGGACAAGCUGAUGACUGCUGAAAGGGAACGAGAGAUGCUUGCAGCUGAGAACUACCGCCUGAAGAAUGAAGUGAGCAGCAUCCGGGAGAAGAACAAGAUGCUGGAGAGUCACCUGGAGCUGAUCCGACGACACACUGUCACCUUCAUCCUGGACCAGAUGGACACGCUGCACCUUCAGAAAGACACCCAGGUCUAAAUAGGUGCCACACAGGUUUGUUGGCAUAAAAAGUCCUCAAAAGGUACACAAAAAGUGCAUUGGUGCUUGGAAUAUUAAACAAAUAAAUAUGACACCUCAACUGCAAAACUUCUGUCAGUUUUACCCUGGAUCAGAUGGACACCGUGCUCCUUCAGAAAAACAUGCAGGUCUAUAAAUAGGUGCCACACAGGUGUGUGUCGUCAUCUUGAAAUAUAAUAGAAAACUGCAUACUGGCCCUGGAAGUUACACACAAGGUGCAGAGAUGUGGGUGCUUAAAAUAUGAAAGAAAACUACCCAAUUGCUGUGGUACACACUUCUUAACCACUUUGCGCCAAGUUUAUUUUUGCCGAAAAUUUCGAAAUUUUCAAAAAGCAAAAUUUCCCAGCCAACUUCUUAUAUACAGCCAAACGCCACAAUAAAUGAUUCCCAAGAGGAUUUCAACAUUAUUUGUACGAUAUUUCUUGCCGAAACCUCAUAUAGUUCAAUACUCCAGGGUGUGCACUGGAGCGUAAAUUGUA
Messenger RNA from Patiria miniata (bat star), 3274 nucleotides. RefSeq names its product ras guanyl-releasing protein 3-like (gene rasgrp3). Gene Ontology annotation, cellular component: plasma membrane. The record is from RefSeq and is a predicted model, not a curated record. Gene Ontology annotation, molecular function: calcium ion binding; guanyl-nucleotide exchange factor activity. The transcript has 16 exons. Bases 306 to 2756 code for a protein of 816 amino acids. Lineage: Eukaryota; Metazoa; Echinodermata; Asteroidea; Valvatida; Asterinidae. Gene Ontology annotation, biological process: Ras protein signal transduction; positive regulation of GTPase activity.